Messenger RNA from Caenorhabditis remanei, 1017 nucleotides. RefSeq lists its product as uncharacterized. Bases 1 to 1017 code for a protein of 338 amino acids. The transcript has 5 exons. Lineage: Eukaryota; Metazoa; Nematoda; Chromadorea; Rhabditida; Rhabditidae. The record is from RefSeq and is a predicted model, not a curated record.
AUGGGAAACAAGGAUUUCAGGUCCGAAGAGGAGCAAUUGCUCUCUCUAUUGGACGAAACACAGGGUCCAUAUCCACUCCUGUCUGAACAGGAUCCAGUGAUAUUUCACAACAACUCAUACGAAAGUGAGCUAUUCAUGGAGUACAAUCUUGAUUUCGGUGGUGAGUCUCCGAGCUCAUCGCUUCAGCAUCCGAUGAAGGACGAGGAACCAAUGUUCCUGACAGAAGCCAAGUUGGAACCAUCAUGGUUGCUCUCUCCUUCCGAAUCCGAGGAUCCAACAGUUUCGCCGAUUCAUUAUCAAAAGGAGGAGAAGCCGCUGAAGAUGCCAACGAUUCGACGCUACCCAGUUUCGACAUUCAAUCCAUACUCGAGCGGCCCUCUAAUUAAGGAGCCGAGUAAUAGCAGAUCUCGUGGAAACAGUAUGCACAUGUAUAGAGAUGAAUCUCCAUCGUCAAAGAGAGGACGCCCCCUGAAGGUGACCAGCAACACGAAAAUGGCCAACUAUGCCCGCAACUACCGUGAGCAGAAGAAGUCCGAGAUGUCAAUGAUGCAAAUGCGCAAUGCUGAGCUCGAGGCGGAGUUGAGACUCACUCGAGAGGAGAACACCAAAAUGAAGAAGGCCCUAACCAAUGCAAAGGAGGAGAUCGUUCAACUGAAAAAGGUCAUCGACCAAGACUCUCAAAUUGCUCGUGUCGUCGCCAACAUGGGAGCCCAAUCUUCAUCGCAACUCGGAUACGCUCGCGCCGGAGUCUGUGUCCACGUUGGAUCUCUCGGAACCACUGUCGAAGUAUGCAAGCAGUGUGCAGACAAUAACCAGCAAAGAAUGGACUCUAAGUUCGUCGACGAUCUCAAUGGAACGGAACUCUUUGGAGGCGACUUCAGCGCCUUCGACAAUUAUCUCAAUGAUCGCCUAUUCCAAUGCCUGGGACUCACUACUAUCAGUGAUGAGGCGGAAAAUGUAUCAUUCCUCCACACCCCAUCAUUGUACAGUGCGGCGAUCGAUUCAAUAUUGGAUUAA